Molecule: messenger RNA, 3417 nt
Organism: Poecile atricapillus (Black-capped chickadee)
Lineage: Eukaryota; Metazoa; Chordata; Aves; Passeriformes; Paridae
Gene: CABLES1
Product: Cdk5 and Abl enzyme substrate 1
Exons: 10
Coding region: 355-1938 (527 amino acids)
Biological process (GO): nervous system development; regulation of cell cycle
Cellular component (GO): cytosol
Source: RefSeq, a predicted model, not a curated record
AAAAAAAAAAAAGAGAGGUUGAAAGGAGGGAGCUCGCCGAGACCCACCCUUCUCCCUCCUCCUCCGGGCUGCUGGCCGGGCUUUUGUUUUCCUCCAGCGCCCCGUUUCCCACACGUGAUUGCCGUGUUAUUGCACAGGGCGCUCGGCGGCGCGGCUGCUGCACCUAUAAAUACGGAGCGGGCGGGCGGCGGGGGCCCGGGGCAGCGCGGCGCGGCCGGGCGGAGCGCACCCCCCGACACCCCCAUGCACCCCGCCGGCACCGCGGCGCCCAUGCCCCGCCGCCCGCCCGCCUGACGGGCCGGCAGCGAGAGGCAGCGCCCGGCCAGCGGCGAGGGGAGGGGGAGCCGGCCGACAAUGGCGGCGGCCGCCACCGCCGCCAGCCCUGGCAGUCCCGCCGCCGGGCCCCUGCCGCCGCCGGCGGAGCCCUGCCCCAGGAAAGCGCCGCAGCCGCCGCCGGGGCCGCCGCAGCUGCCGCCGCCGGCGCGCAGCGACCCCCGCCGCAGGCAGGCCGCGCUCUCCUUCCUCACCAGCAUCUCCCUCGACGGGCGGCCCCCGCCGCCGGGCAACGACGGCCCCGCCGCCCGGCCCCGCCAGGCGCAGCCGCCGCCGCGGCUGGGCAGCCCCCCGGCGGCGCCCGCCGAGCCCCCGGAGGAGGAGGAAGAUGAGGAGGAGGAGGAGGACGCCUUCGCCGCGGUGCAGGUGCCGCCCGCCGCCUUCCUGGGCGCCGCGGCGGCGGGCAGCCGGGGCCGCCUCAACUCCUUCACGGCCGGGGUGCUGCCGGUGCCCUUCGGCCGCACCAGCCCCCAGGGUAGCAUCGGAGGCAGCGGAGAGCUGGGGCAGCCCGGCCCCGCCGCCGCCUUCGAGCUGCAGCGGUCCCGACGUCGGCUGAUCUCCCAGCGAUCUUCUCUGGAGACUCUGGAGGACAUUGAGGAAAACGCCCCACUGCGGAGAUGUCGGACACUCUCAGGAUCACCCAGACCAAAGAACUUUAAGAAGGUUCAUUUUAUCAAGAACAUGCGGCAACACGACACCAGAAACGGCAGAAUAGUCCUUAUCAGCAGCAGAAGAUCCUUCUGUAGCAUAUUUUCAGUGCUGCCAUAUCGAGACUGUACCCAAGUCGGGGAUAUGAAGCUGGAUGGUGGACGCCAGUGCCAUUCUACUGGAGUGUGCCUGAAAGAGAUAAUUGGUCUUGAAGGUGUGGAGCUUGGAGCAGAUGGGAAGACGGUUUCUUAUACACAGUUCCUAUUUCCCACCAAUGCUCUGGGAACUCGGAGGAACACGAUAGACUCCACCUCAUCUUUCUCCCAAUUUCGCAAUGCAAGCCAUCGUAGCCUUUCUUUGGGAAGAGCUAACAGCACCCAGGGGAGCAUUGAUGCAGGUAGCGACCUGGGAGACUUUGUUGAAUACGACCCAAAUCUUUUAGAUGAUCCCCAGUGGCCAUGUGGCAAACAUAAGCGGGUUUUAAUAUUUCCUUCCUAUAUGACCACGGUCAUAGACUACGUGAAGCCAUCAGAUCUCAAGAAGGACAUGAAUGAGACUUUUAAGGAGAAGUUCCCUCACAUCAAGCUAACCCUCAGUAAAAUAAGAAGCUUGAAGAGAGAAAUGCGCAAGCUUGCUCAAGAAGAAUGUGGUUUUGAAGAGCCCACAGUGGCCAUGGCCUUUGUCUACUUUGAGAAGCUCGCUCUCAAGGGGAAGCUGAACAAGCAGAAUAGAAAGCUUUGUGCUGGAGCUUGUGUUCUUUUAGCAGCCAAAAUUGGCAGUGACCUCAGAAAACAUGAAGUCAAGCAUCUUAUAGAUAAACUGGAAGAGAAGUUCCGGCUGAACAGGCGAGAGCUGAUCGCCUUCGAGUUCCCGGUGCUGGUGGCCUUGGAGUUCGCUCUCCACCUUCCCGAGCACGAGGUGAUGCCGCACUACAGACGCUUGGUGCAGAACUCCUAGCGCUGGCUGCCCGGUGGGGAAGGGGCUCCCGACUGUUCCCGCUUGGCUCUCCCGAGCCGCAGUUACUACUGGAAAUGCAAAAUCAGACUGCUAACACUUCGCUCUCUCUCCCCCCCAAAACAGUUUUUCUGGCUACAGGAAAUACUGCAUCGACUCUUGGCUUUGAUGAAUUUAUGUAUCGUUACUUUCUCAAAGCAGGUGAAGACUGAGCUGUUGGUAAAUAGUUCACGUGCUGAAACUGGGUGGCAACUGACCCUACCUGUAGGGACUACAGCUAUAAAAGUAGGCAAAAAUUAGAAGGGCAGCCUCCAUGACCACCCCUCUCUUCAUCACACAAACCCUGGAAGCCCACUGAGUGCAUUCUCGUAGCGCUUUUUCUACAGACCUGCUGCAAAUUCCAAGAGGACUUCUAAAAGUGCAAAAGCUUUUAAAGAAGAUAUCUUCACUGUGUCAAAAAGAAUGUGCCAAUCUAUUUUUGUAUCAGCAAUUGAAAGUGCACUUUUUCCUGUGGGGUAUUUGUGUGUGUAUCCGUGUGUGUGUGUGUGCGUGUGCAACGCCGAACUGAUCUCAGUCCAGGUGGUUGGCUUAGCUGUUUCCAAGUGUAUCAGUUACUGAUGGUGAAGAUCAAGGUGACCUUACACGUUUACUUCGUGAAAAAUGUAACUACUGGAAAAGUGGUAAAUGGGAUCAUUUUUGGACACUUGGGUUUUUUUAUUCUCUGAUCUUUCCAACAUUGUACCGUUGAAAGGAUUACACUACUACUACUGCGAGAGAAGGAUCAGCAACUGACCUUAAGUUUUCAGUCAUGUUUGUGGUAAAGAUGAAAGCAUUAGUAUAAGAUUUCUGUGUCAUGUUUUUUAAAAAUAUCUUGUGUUAAGCCACAUGCAUAUUUUUAACCUUCGCACUUUUCCCACUGUGGAGAUGGUUAGACUUGCACUCUGUAGUGUUGUAUUUCUGUGCUCUAUGUUAGAGUGCGUACUAAGCACAUUUAUUGUGCUCUAUCUUAAAACAGUGUUUUAUUAAAAAAAAAAAAAAGAGUAGGGCUCAGCAGUAUAAUGGGUGUCUUAAGGCUCCAACAGCAGGGGCAUCAGCCAUUAUAGUUUUGGGGUUUUAAUUAGGAUUGACUGUGCAAAACCUAAAAUCUGUGCCCGUUGAGAUUCAGUUCCUUUAGACAUUGCAGUACUGGAGUUCUAUGGUAAAACUUCUUGCAGCUUCCCUGGUUCUGACUGGACACCUGGAGAGCUCACAGGCAUUAUCCAAGCUCCUGAUGCUAUAUGCACACAAAGCUGAUGCGAUGCUGAUGGACAUGGUUCAAUUGCUGUAAUCAUGUGGGAUUCCACCCCUGCCCAAUCUUCUCCUGUGCUGGUUCACUUACCAAGCCUUGCCCUCAAUGUGCCCCACAUGGAUCCACUAAAGUCAAGUUAUUACAUUUGUGGUAAUUAUAAAAUAAAUAAUAGUCUCAACUGUGAGAUUUCAGCU